AACUCAAAUCAAUGCCUUUGGGGCCAAUUAUAAGCCCAUAAUAUAUAUAUAUAUACAUGAGACUCUAUAAGCUCAAAACUUUAAUACGCUGCUAAACUAAGAAGGAGACAUGCGGCUGUAAAAAAAAAAUCAAGAGCAGAGCAGCAUCAACGAUGGAUAUGAUCAGCAGUUUACCGGAUGCAAUUCUGUGCCGGAUUCUCUGUUUUGUCUCCACCAAAGAAGCAGUUACAACAAGCAUUUUGUCGAAGAGAUGGGUUAAUCUGUGGCACCAUGUUCCCAAUCUCAACUUCCCAGACACUAUUGUUGAUACCAUUGAAUCCAGUCGCCUUUUUAACAAUUUUGUAUACUCUGUUUUAGUCUCUCGAGAAGCUGCAGGUUCCAAUGUCAUCGACGGUUUCAGCCUCGAUAUUCAAUAUGAUGACCCUUAUUAUGCCUUUAAAUUAGGGUUUCCCAAUAUCAUCAAAUGGAUCAACCUUGUUGUUCAACGCAAACUCAAGUAUCUUCAUCUCCAUAUAGGUUUGUGGGAUAUUAAUUGGCCCAAAUUGCCUGUUAGCAUCUUCACAUGUAGAACACUUGUAAGUCUCAACCUUCAUGGGUUUCGUGUCGAGGGUUUUUCUUUUUCUUCGAAUGGAUUUCAAUUUCCCUCACUCAAAACUCUUCAUUUGAGAUUCGUUAAGUUUUCAGAAGUUCGAGAUUUUAUGUUGCUUUUAACUGGAUGUCCAAUUCUUGAGGAUUUGAAAGCUUCUCAUAUAUACUUCUUUUGUGCGGAAGAUUCUGUUACUGUUCAAGAGUUUAAGAGAUUAACCUUACCUAAAUUGAUUAGAGCUGAUGUGAGUCAAUGUUGGUGUUCGUGUUAUAUGGCGAAAGCACUUUCUACUUCGGUGUCUCUCUGCAUAGAAACAUCCUGGUUGUUGUGCACAAAAGACUACAGAGUUUACAAGGUUAAUCAGCUGCAGCGCCCUUAUGAUGUGGUUCCUAUCUUUCAUAAUUUGACUCACUUGGAACUCCACAAUAGAUGGGAUUUGGUAGUACAAGUGCUCCACCAAUGUCCUAAGCUUCAAAAUCUCACACUUUAUGAGGGGGUAUCCGACUACUCAAUGCGCUAUGAAGAAGGUCAUCAAGAAAAUUGGGUGGAACCAGAGUUUGUUCUGCAGUGCCUUUUAUCAUCCCUUAGAACUUUUACUAUUCGGGACUUUUCAGACCUACAAAGUGAUCUUUUGUUGGAGCAAUAUAUUUUGAAGAAUGCAAGAAUUUUACAAACCAUGACAAUCCGGUGCAAGACUAAGCAGCCUGAAAUGAUGAGAACGCUAUCCAUGUGCCCGAUGGCCUCCGCAAAUGUCUUGAUGAUACACGACACUGAAUGACCUACAACAUCAUGCUUCAUAAAAUCUUCCCCAGGCUGCCGAAUGACCUACAAACGGUUGUCACUGAGUUCUGAUUGAAGAAAGAAUUAUAAAAUGUGACAUAUGAGGCAAUGCUUACUUACACGUCCCUAGUUGGCAACGGGUAAUAGGACUUGGGAAAUGCAUGCUAUCAUUUAUGUGCUGUAAUGUUUAGUUUCUUUAGAUUUUUCUAGUUUACAAUAUCCACCUUGAUUUAUCUUUCUAGUAAUAAAGACUUUAUAGUUUAUGGUAUUACCUAAUGCUAAUAUAUACGUUGUUCUCACUCAAUGAUUAAUGCCCCCCCCGUACACUGUUAAAUGAUGGAGAGUAGAGAGUAGUGCUGAAAAAUAUGUAAUAUUUUUUAAUUUUGCAUGCAGAUUUGGGCCUCUGAAAAGAGUUGAGUUGGUCUUGGUAGUUACUUGAAAGGUGAAAGACAGGUUGUUGAGGAUUUGACAUUGAAGCAUAAUUAAGAACUAUUUUAGAUAUUUUUGUCAAAAUCUUAAGGCAAUAUACUACAUAUUUUAUAUGAGCUCAACUGCAGCACUGAUCAGAAUGCCUAAUUUC
This is a messenger RNA of Trifolium pratense (red clover), 1946 nucleotides long. RefSeq names its product F-box/FBD/LRR-repeat protein At4g00160-like. The transcript is spliced from 3 exons. The coding region runs from base 153 to 1364 and encodes 403 amino acids. The record is from RefSeq and is a predicted model, not a curated record. Gene Ontology annotation, molecular function: protein binding. NCBI's taxonomy places the organism in Eukaryota, Viridiplantae, Streptophyta, Magnoliopsida, Fabales, Fabaceae.